Colletotrichum navitas is the source of this 333-nucleotide messenger RNA. RefSeq lists its product as uncharacterized. The transcript has 2 exons. The record is from RefSeq and is a predicted model, not a curated record. The coding region runs from base 1 to 333 and encodes 110 amino acids. Lineage: Eukaryota; Fungi; Ascomycota; Sordariomycetes; Glomerellales; Glomerellaceae.
AUGCUUCGUAGACGUCGCGUCUUGCACAUGAAGACAUUUGCGGACAUUCGGCUCCGCAAGCGCCCGAGCGCCGUUCUCAUCGUCUCGCUUGCGAGUCGGGGUCGUCUAGGUCGGUGUUGGAACGUGUGGCGGUCCCUAGGAGGCUUGGGCGCAGUCAUGGUGGCUCAAGGUGGCGAGGUUAUUUUUUCUUCGCCAUUCUAUCUCUGGGCUUGCGCCUCGCGCCUCGGGGCGCGAGAGCACUCCCAAGCUGCAGGCUGGGGGCCACUUCCCAUCCACAACAACAGUGCUGAUCUGUACAUGGACCAUACCACCAACGGUGUCUUGUAUCAAUGA